UCCUGCCUCGCCGCCGCCCGUCGCCGGCAGAGCGCCGGGGGGGCCCGCGGCCGCGGCAGCCUCCGCGCGGGGCGCCCGGGAAGCGCCGCCGAGGUCCAGGAUGGAACAUCCCUGCUCGUUGCUGCUGCUCUCUGCUAGUUUCCUGCUCGUUCGCGCUUUACCGCCAAAUGGAACCGAAUUACCAAAAACAACAGCAACGACGAGUAAACUCCACAGAGGAGAGCAGCCUGCACCAGGAUCUCCUGACCUCCGUGCUCAUCCUGCUGCUGGUGUUCAUCAUCUUCCUCCUCCUGGCCGGCUACUUCUUCAGGUUCAGGAGGCACAGGAAAGCCGUGGUGAGCUCCAGCGACAAAAAGAUGCCCAAUGGGAUCCUGGAGGAGCAAGAACAGCAGAGAGUGAUGCUGCUCAGCAGGUCUCCGUCGGGCCCCAAGAAGUAUUUUCCUAUUCCAGUAGAAAACCUCGAGGAGGAAAUCAGGAUCCGGUCAGCGGAUGAGGGGAAACUCUUCCGGGAGGAGUUUAACUCAUUGACACCUGGACACGUGCAGGGAACAUUUGAAAUGGCAAACAAGGAAGAAAACAGGGAGAAAAACAGAUAUCCUAACAUCCUUCCUUAUGAUCACUCCAGAGUGAUUUUGACCCAAAUAGAUGGCGUCCCAUCUUCAGACUACAUUAAUGCAUCCUACAUAGAUGGUUACAAAGAAAAGAAUAAAUUCAUAGCGGCACAAGGACCUAAACAGGAAACAGUCAGUGAUUUCUGGAGGAUGAUAUGGGAGCAGAAGUCUGCAGUUAUCGUCAUGUUAACAAACUUGAAAGAAAGAAAAGAGGACAAGUGUUACCAGUAUUGGCCUGAUCAAGGGUGCUGGACUUACGGGAAUAUCCGCGUGUCAGUGGAAGAUUGUAUAGUCCUCGUGGACUACACCAUUCGCAAGUUCUGCGUUCAGUCCCUUCACGACGGUUGUAAAGCUCCAAGGCUUGUUACACAGCUUCAUUUUACCAGCUGGCCUGAUUUUGGAGUGCCUUUCACACCUAUCGGGAUGCUGAAAUUCCUGAAAAAAGUCAAAACACUGAAUCCUGCCCACGCCGGACCAAUUGUAGUACACUGUAGUGCUGGCGUGGGUCGAACAGGCACGUUUAUCGUUAUAGAUGCCAUAAUAGACAUGAUGCACGACGAACAGAGAGUUGAUGUUUUUGAGUUUGUUUCAAGAAUCCGGAAUCAGCGUCCACAAAUGGUUCAGACUGACAUGCAAUAUUCAUUCAUUUAUCAAGCCUUACUUGAAUACUACCUCUAUGGGGACACGGAACUAGAUGUGUCAUCCUUAGAAAAACAUCUACAGACAUCCCACAGUACAGCACCAAAUCUUGUCAAAAUAGGGCUAGAAGAAGAAUUUAAAAAAUUAACAAACGUUCGAAUAAUGAAGGAAAACAUGAGAACUGGCAAUCUUCCAGCAAACAUGAAGAAAGCCAGAGUCAUCCAGAUUAUUCCAUAUGAUUUUAAUAGAGUGAUUCUGUCAAUGAAAAGAGGUCAAGAGUAUACAGACUACAUCAAUGCGUCCUUCAUAGAUGGCUAUCGCCAGAAGGAUUACUUCAUCGCCACGCAAGGCCCGCUUCCUCACACCGUGGAGGACUUCUGGCGCAUGGUUUGGGAGUGGAAGUGCCACACUAUCGUGAUGCUCACAGAAGUUCAGGAGAGGGAGCAGGAAAAAUGCUUCCAGUACUGGCCGUCAGAGGGCUCUGUGACUCACGGAGAGAUAACCGUGGAAAUAAAGAAUGACAGCCUUUUAGAUGCCAUAAGCGUAAGGGACUUCAUAGUUACAUACAAUCAGAGUAACCAGGAGAAGCAGAGCAGGCUUGUCCGACAGUUCCACUUCCACGGGUGGCCAGAGAUUGGAAUUCCUGCCGAAGGAAAAGGGAUGAUCGACCUGAUCGCGGCUGUCCAGAAGCAGCAGCAGCAAACGGGGAACCAUCCCAUCACUGUGCACUGCAGUGCUGGCGCUGGAAGAACAGGUACAUUCAUAGCACUCAGCAAUAUUCUGGAACGAGUAAAGGCUGAAGGGCUCUUAGAUGUAUUUCAAGCUGUGAAGAGCUUAAGACUGCAAAGACCACACAUGGUGCAAACACUGGAACAGUAUGAAUUCUGCUACAGAGUGGUACAAGAUUUCAUCGACAUAUUUUCCGAUUAUGCUAAUUUCAAAUGAAAAUUCCUGCCUUAUUUUUUAAGUUGUCUGUAUAAAUAGUUGUAUAUUCUGUUAAUUUAUUUUGUCAUUCUUAUUGUUGACUUUUCCUGUAAAUAUGACCUUGUGUUUGCUCUAAAAGUUGCAUUUGCUGUAUAAAAUUUUCUUAAAUAUAAAUAUCUUUAAAAGCAAAUUAUAAUGUUCAUAUACAGUAUAUCAUUCUAAGAUGUAAUAGAAAUCUUUAUUCUAAAUAAGAGUAAAUUAAUUCUUGAGGGUUUAUUUCUUUGCAUUUUUCCCCUUAGAAAUAUUUAUCAAUAAUGUUAUUUCCCAGUUCUUGAAAAUUUAUAUAGCUGAUUUACAUUUCAUACUAGAAAAAUGAGUUGUGGUAAAUAUGUUUUAGCUGAAUGUGUUUUGGCCAUAAACCUUUUUCCAUUGAAGUCAAUGGCAAAUGAAAACAGUCUUUAUUUGGGGGCACACUCUGAUCACCCACUCAUGCUUAUUUGUAAUUUCUUCCACAAACAGUCUCACUGAAGGUCAAGAGACUGUUCACUGAGUGAAGUGCUAUUAAUGAUAGAGGUAUCAGAUUAUGGUUUGUGUGUAAUAAUGUACAGUCCAACUGAAAAAUAUAGCUGCUUUUAAAAUGUUUCGAAGAACAUCCAGGUUGAUGGUGGUUCUAUUUUGAGUCUUACUGUCAAUAAGAUAUAAUCAGUAUAAACACAGAUUUGAAUUGUUUGAUUUUAGUAUCGUUUUCAAAGUCCAUAUAUUUUGUUCUUUCCUAAAUAUUACACCAGCUUAAAUCAAUUUAGAGGUACAAUAAUGUGAGUUUACCACUAUUUGGAGAAUAUUUUGCAUAUCAGAAGAGUAUAUUUUGCUGCACCUGAACUUGUCUACUUCAAUAGGCUUUAUAGCCGUUAUCAAAAAUUGAUAUAAAGCUUCUAUAUACAUGUGCAUAGUUUCCCCAUUCUUUGAGAAAAAGAGAAAGAGAAUAAGGUGAAGACAGAGUAUCACUUUUUGAUUAGAAUCAACAGAAUAAUUAACAGUAUUUGCUGAAAUUUUGAAAAAUACUUUACUAACUGUAUAAUGCUAACAGUAAACACUGUAGCAAAAAGCUCUUUUAAAAUGUAUAUUCUUAAAAUAAGCUCCCCAUAUAACUGUCAAGAAAGGAGUGCUUCCUUUAUCUAAAAGGGGUAUAUGACUAUGUAUAUAGAUAUAUUUUUACUUAAAGUACUACUGAUAAUCUAAUUGGUAGAAUAAAUUUUAAAAAUCUUUAUCAUAGUCCUGAACAGGAUUUGCUGGGGGUUGGAAAAUCCAAAAAAUCACAGGGCAUCUGAAUGUUCAAUAAUUUAAAAAAAAUAUAUCUUUUUCGCUCUUUAAAAUGCUUUUAUGAAUUAAUGAGCACAAAGUAUGAGAAUAUGUACUUUAAUUACAUAACUAAUAUGCAAUAGUUCUGUCUUGUCCAGUUGGUUGGUUUUUUUCAAUGCAAACGUAAAAGCCUUAUUUAAAAUAAGCAACCUACUCUGAUCACUUCACUGUUGUGCUUGCACUAUUUUAUCCCAUGACCAUUUUUACGCUCUCAUACUAAAUAGCAUUAUACUUUGUAACAACGCAAAGGGAAAGGAAGGUGUUCAUACUUUUCCUUCCAUUUCAGACUGAAUGGGAAAGGUGCAGUUCGGAAAUUUCUAAGCACACUGUUCUGAACACUGCCAUUUACUGCUUCUUGUCUUCCCAGUGACGCACUUCUGUAUUUAUUUGUACAGUAAAUUAUGCACUUAAAGAUUCUUUAAAGACUAAACAUUUGUUACGAGUUGCUGUUAGAAGCUACACUCACAAUGCAAAAACAUCGACUACAGAAAAGAAUGUUAGGUGAGCUUACAUUACUGCUGCAUGCUAUAAAAUUUUAUAAAAUUUUAAAAAGCCAACAAAUUCAAUAUGAAAACCACUAUGGUGGGGUUUUCAGUAUGAUCAUUUGUAGAACAGGGAGAAUUAGAGGUGUUAGAUGAUGAUAGAAACUAAUGUAAAGAAAUUUCCAACAUUUUCUAAGGAAGUACAUUUUGUAGUCCCAGUCGAUCCCGAAGUCAGGAUUUUUCCAAACAUUUGGCCUACAUUUAAAAAAUAAUUUAUGUCUACUGGACAGCCUUUUGGCGUUGUGUUUUAGGGAUUUUUAAAAGAAGCCGAUGGUAAGAGUUGCCUCGUCAAGCAAAGCUCCGCAGCCGAGUGGCAAUGCGGUGUGGUGUCGGCUGAGACCCAUAACCCCCCAGCGGCAGGAGCCGCAGCAGGACUCCGGGCUCACCGCGAGGGACCCCUCGGAAGGGCGUAGGCAGCAAUGCGUAGUUAAGCAGCGUGCAGCAAAGAGCUAAGCGGAAACAUCAAAUACUAAGUGGGUACUCUGAUUUUUAGUUGCUAACCAUAUUAAAACAUCUAAGAGGAAACUGAAAUACCUAGAAUAUAUUUAAGAAUUCAUAAAUAUAGCUAGGUAAUGACUUUUUAAAUAAUUUAAAUGCUUGUUUUCUACUUGUGUUUAGUCCAUGGGCUGUUGUACUUAACUGCAGCAGCCUAAUAACUGAGGAGCUAUAUCUAGAUAAAGUUAUAUGAAUUUUCUUUUAAAUUUUCCUAUGUUGCAUGGAAUUACUUUACAAAGCCAAAUAGUGAUUAGAAAUUGUACCUUCUGAUCUGUAUGUGGUUUUGGUCACUAUGUGACUUGACUGUCUGUUUUCAUGUGUUAAGACAGGUUCCAGUUCACCUAAGCAUUUAAGCAUUUGCUUUAUGACAUCUCUAUGCCACAAACUAUUUAAGUACCAUAGGUUCUUUGUUCCUGAAGCAAUCCCUUAAGUGCUUUGCUGAAUUGGGCCUUAAUGAAGAAUGCAUACUGUAAUUACCAGUGUUUUUUAGAGUAUUUUUAUGUAUCAGUUUUUUAAACUUUUAAAAUGAGCCUGACCACCUGCGUUCAAUAUUUUGAAUGUUUUCAUUUCCCUAACAUCAUUUCCAAUGUAAAGUUAUUGAAACUUUUCUGUAUAACCAAAUUGUAUUUAAUUAGUCAAAUCUUUAUAAUAUAUGUAUGUAUUAUACAGUUUCAGCUAUCAUUGAUAUUUUCUUUUAUUACAUUUAUAAUUUGAUCUUGCUGUGUUUUUAAUGCCAGUGAAUGUUGCUGAAUUAUUUGUAUAUGCAAAUUGCAAGAUCUAAUACAUUCUGAUGCAAGAACAAAGCUUUGUUUUAUUCUCAAACUGCAUUAUUUUCUUUAAAUCUUUUAAUUUCAUUCCCGUAUUGUGUGUUCAUUUAAAUUAAAUAUUCUAAAGGAGCUGAAUUCCAUUACCUAGAUAAAUAAUUUUUCAGUACUUCUAAUCUGCAGUUAUUUCAGAAAUAGUGUUCUGAUUCAUGUCGUAACUGAAGUAUUGUGCAUAUCAAGUGCAUAUCAACUCAUGAUAGCAAUGGGAAGGCUAAGCAUGCCAAAACUGUAUUAGUAAGAUAGAUGACAGAGCUUUAUGACAUGAGCAGUCCCGUUGCAGUCUUCCCUUGCGAGUAUAAAUCUAAUGAUUUGAAAUUCUGACCCUACAGUACCUCAACAGCUGUUACUGCUCCAGCGUACUUGUACAGCACCUAGCACAAAGGCUCUUUGUCUUUGAUCGUGCCCUUCCUCCAUUCCUUCUUCCUUCCUUCCUUCCAGCAGCGUAGGAGGGCAGAGUGGGGCAGAAGUGGAAGAAGGGCUGGGGUGGGGCUGUGCUCCCUUCCAGAGAGGCGGGGAGGAGCGGGGCAACCCUGCACCACUUUGCUUUGCAGGUUACGCCGUGGGAUGAAUUAGCCCGGGAACGGGUUUUGCUUUCUGUGUGAGAUGGGAUUUUACAAACAGGAAGAGGUGAGAGGACAGGGACACCCCACUCAUAGGACUCAAAACCUCACUGUUCUUUUGUCUGCAAGUUUAAUAGUAUUGUGAUACACUAUGGUAUUACACCAAGAAAAAUGAGUAGCUUAAACUUUAACUAUGUCAAAUCAAAAGCCCACUCUAAUUAAUAGCAAUUUCUUCAUUAAUUUCAACAGGCUUUGUAUUGGACCUCAUGUACCACGAAUAAUCAAGAUGCACUACUCUUUUAACAGGUGUCAGGGGAUACCUAUGUAAACCAGAAAUAACUAUGCUGAAAGAGAUGACUAUCCUAAUGUCAAGCCAGUAUCACUGAGAUUAGGAAAAAAAUCAAUAUUCUUUGUGAAAUACGAUUUAAUGAAGCAAUGCUGAGUUUAACCCCCUUAGCCCUGUUUCAUCUGACACCUAACAUUUGCGAGGUUACCUUUACAAUGCACAUAAUUUUCUGAUUAUUUUUUUCCAAACUUAAGUUGGAAGAACUUCUAGUUUGUGCAUGGCCCUCCUGUGUACUGUAUGUUAACCUAUUAAAGCAUUUUUUAUUUGUAAUCAUGCUACUUUGUAAUAGAAAUUGAACAAUCCAGAAAUAAUUGUACCAAUGUUUGCCAAGAGUAACUGCACUGAAGUGCUGCUCUCAGAAAGUUGCAGUCAUUAAGUAUCUCUCAAAGAGAUGUCUCUGCUUUCUUGAAAAGAUGUAUUUACUGAUCAGAAAUUUGCCCGCUGAUUUUUAAAUGCAGGGACGUAGUGCACUGAAAUACACAAGAGCCUUUCAGAAAUUAAUGAUAAAAUAAUUUGUGUGAUCCCAUCACCUAUACUUCAAGCACAUAUCCAGAUGCACAGCUUGUGAGGCCAAAGUUAGCUUUGCAUGGGGAUGGACAGAUAUCUUUGUGUGGUUUCAUAAAAUAGAAAACUCUCACAAAUAUUAAUCAGUUAUUAUUGCCUAAUCAACCACUGGUUAGUAAUUAUUGAUGAAUAAGCAAAAUUAUUGAUUACUACAGAUCUGCACAAUUUCCAGUGUAAUGAGGUUCUGUCUGGAAAUAUCGUAGGAUCACUUCAGCUUUUUCAAGUUAGAUAAUGGGGAUUACAAGCUAUGAGACUAAAAGAAUGAUGAUUUUUUUUUAAUGUGUUCAUCUUCGUGUGCUUCUAUUCGUUCUACUUCUGUAUUAAAGAAGAAUAAUAAAAGGUAUCUUUGCUAACCACACAGCCAGUCAUAGUUAGUGUGUUUAUCAGCACCAAAUCUAAAGACUUGGGAUCACUUGGUCCUCAUCUCUUUAAAGUUAGCUCUUUAAAGCUAACAAGCUGCUGUUUAAAUACUGCAGUGAUAAUGAAGUUUUCUUUUCAUAUUUGAUUCUAACAUCCAGUAAGAAGGGAUUUUAGUGGGAAGGUGACAGUAUAAUUAAGAUUCAAAUAGUGGAAAUGUUUUUCUCACAACAGAGACCCUCUGCUCUCUUAAAAAGUCCCAUUCUAAUGAAAGAUCUGGAGAAAUCAGUUGAGAAUCAGAAAUAUCCUAGGACUCUACUGGCAUACAGAAAUAAUGCAACUAUACAGAAAACACAAAAACUGUAACUUCUGCAAUCCUGUUUAUGUAUGUAGAUUUUAUUUAAUUAAAUUUAAGACCUAAUUUUGUCAUUAUGUGUUUCUUGAGCUAUUAACUUUUC
Molecule: messenger RNA, 7679 nt
Organism: Dromaius novaehollandiae (emu)
Lineage: Eukaryota; Metazoa; Chordata; Aves; Casuariiformes; Dromaiidae
Gene: PTPRE
Product: protein tyrosine phosphatase receptor type E
Exons: 20
Coding region: 168-2195 (675 amino acids)
Biological process (GO): protein dephosphorylation
Molecular function (GO): protein tyrosine phosphatase activity
Source: RefSeq, a predicted model, not a curated record